CCACACCAGGGAUGAGGUCAUCGCAAAGAACGCUCGUCACGUGCACUACGCUCCGAUAGGCUGGUAAAGGACCAGGAGGCGGGACCAACGGAAGACUUGACACUGAGGCUAAUUUAAAGGGAUAGGUCAUAUUUUUCCUUUCAGCUGUCAAUGUUUCUGUCUUUUGCAGUGUUUUUUUUAUUUUAUUUUUUAUUAUGACCUAAGGUUGCUAACUGAAAUUACACUCCAUAUUGUAAUUGUAGUUUAAUUGUAUUGUAAGUAUAGUAUAGUUUAAAGUAGGUUUGUAGCUCUAUUUAGUCAGGUGUUGCAAGGGUGGAGACUUUAGUUCUUUAUCUCUUUGUUAAUUUUAAUGUAACUGAAGCAAAGAAACAUCAUUUGUCACUUUGAGUAUACAUUUCAAAUUGCCACUUUUUGAUUUGAGCAAAUAAAAAAGUGUUUUUAAAGGCUAUUUUAUGCAUCCAACCACAGAAGAGAUUGUCUAUGGUAGGUUUAAAGUGUGAGCUGCAUUUAGAAUAUGCAUGUAACUGCAUGCCCCCCCUAACCCCAGUGAAACUAAUUAGGCCCAUGAGUGAAAGGAAAUCACUAUAGCGUAGCUGUAGGCUUGUGUCAUUGCUGGCAUCCAGUUGGGACUUGUUGCUAUGUUUAUUUCUCCUACAGAAAGCCUUGUCAGCUACAUUACCUGGCAACUGUCUCGUGACUCAGGUGUGGCACUGGUUGUGAAAUAACUAUAUUUUCAUCAAGUGCAUUAAAUAUGGUAUGACGGCAUGUUGCAUUGAGCUGAUGAUUUUUAUUUUGUGGCGUACCUGUAUUUGACCAUAGUUGCAUCAGCCUGCAGCCCUGCACCUCCUCACAUCCAUAUGCUCCAGUGCGUCAGCAUGUAACCACUCAUUAUCACUUAAUGGAAAGUUUAAUCAGGAACAUUUUCACACCUCAUUACUAUAAAAGGAGCACAAUUACUCUGCAUGCAAUUAUUUAAAAGAAUACAGAGGACCUUUCAUCCAACAUGAAUGUGUGUAUGUAUGUCAUAAUGUCAAUGUCUUUUUUUAUUUUUAAAACAUAUCUUUGAAAGCCAAAGUAUCUCACUGUUUCUUCAUAUAAUGAGAAUGAAGGCACGUUGGGAAAAGGCAGGGAACUUCUUACUCCUCCUUACUUGACACUAAUGGCUGACACAGGUAGCAUAGCAGGCACUGCCAUGGUUACCUGUGUUGAAACCAAGUCAUUAGGGAUUUUGACUCCUAUCCCACAUCUCUCUCAUCAUAAACAUGUUUACUGACCCUGACACUGCCACAGAAUGGGUAAAAUGACAACAACUAUCACACAAAAAUGAAAGUGAGGCCUCAGCUUCCUUCUUGAAAAUCAUGUGAAUCAGAGGCUUUUCUCCUUUCUCUACCACACUGACUCACAAGCUUGUCACGUUGCCUUACGUCAUAGCAGUGCAAGGAAUCAAAUUGUCUGAAUACUGUAAUAUUCUUGUAAUGUCAGUACACUGACAAAUUUAACUCAGUAUUUUUACAUAAAUCUAAUAUUUACAGCACCUGCCAUGAUUUCGUGAUCCAUCAGGGACUGAUGGUGCAAACGAGGGGAGGAGAAAGACAGAGCCACAGAGGAUUUGGUCUUUGAGCACACCCUGAACAGUCAGUUAGCAACAUCUCAACGAGAAACAUGGAUGUACAAUGUGGUCGUUAAAUGUGUGGUUAAGAUUUUGAUCUGUGAAAAAUGACUUGGAUGCUCGCCAUCUGGGUGGCCGCGGCCCUGCUGGCUCUCUGUAAAGGAGAAAACACUGUACACGAAGGAAACAGCCUGUCUACAUCUGGCUACCAUCUAUGUAUCCGCAAUGAGACAAGGAUUGUGUCUAUCCUGGUGGUGCACAAGGUCCCCUAUACCACGACGAAGCCUUGUGGCGGCUGGCUGCUCUGGAAGACAUGUACAGUCACACUUUACAGGAUGAUCUAUCAGACAGAGUACAGGACAGUGAUGGAGCAGGUGACCAGGUGCUGCGAUGGCUACGUUCAAGUCGGUCAUUACUGUGCCCUGCCUGUAAACAGGAGUGGGGAGUUCACUGCCAAGCCAGGAUCCUGUCCAACUGCAGAUGGAUUGCAUCCCGGAUCUGAGGACUGUGAGUGGGACAUGGACUGCCCAGGCUGGCAAAAAUGCUGCCAGAAAUUGGAUCACUCUGUCUGCAGUCAACCUGCAAGCUCAUCAUAUUAUUUUGAGAAUGGAGGAUACCGUUUCAAUGCAACGGUGACAGUGAAGGCAGACUACGAACCACUGAUGUCCAAGGACAGAGGACUUCUGAAUCACACAAGAUUGCUACAAGCAAUGGUGACUGGAGCUCUGGAGUCUGAAGUUUCAGUUUAUUACCUCAGCUCAUGGCCUGUGCAUCCCUACAGAACUGCCACGUCACUUCUGAUCGACUGCAACUCUACUCUUUCUCUGCACAAUGUCACAUCAAAGCUGCAUCUUCUCCUCAAACACAUACAGGAGGUGUCAUCUGUAACCGUGGAAGAUGUAGAUGAGUGUGCACAGUCUGCUCUCCGUCAGUGUUCUCUUCAGGCACACUGUAACAACACGGUGGGGUCCUACCACUGUGCCUGCCAACAAGGAUAUACUGAUGUUGAGCCCAGCAACCCUGGAGCCUAUUGUACAGCUGACAUCAGUGUGCCGACCACCACAGAGCCUGGGCUUACCUACAUUCCACCCAUAAACACGACCUACACCCCAGCUUCAAACACCCCACAGCACCCUCAAAGCAACGUCACCACGGGUCUCCUUAACUCCACUGAGACAAGCAUGACUACCGCUCUGACAAAUACAGGCUCUGUCCCUUAUAAUUCAUCACAUGCUCCGCAGUGGACGAGUUCUGCACCUUACACCAGCAUGGACUCAACUGUAGAGUCACCUCUGCCAACAACCACAUGCUCUCUGCCCAGCAUCACCAGCUUGAGGCUGGCUAACGUCACUGGAUCCUCCUUCCGUGUCUACUGGUUCAGCCAGUUGAAGACCAACCAGACUUACCGGGUUGUUGUAACAAGGAGGUCAGAGGUCAUUCAUAAUAGGGAAACCAGUCAGUCAAUGAUGGAGGUGAGGGGUCUGCAGCCUGGGGUGCUCUACAAUGUUUCUGUCACACCUUGUGUCUGUGGAAGCCAAGGAAUCGCCCUCCAUACAUCAGUACGGACUGAUGCUCAGAGUCUUGACACCACAGCACGACUUACCAACAUCCAGUUCACUGCCGAUCUGUACAACACCAGCAGCCAGGCCUACAAAAACCUCACUGAGAGUAUUACACAGGAGAUCUACAAGUCUCUGUCUCCAGAGAUGAAGGCCUUGGUUGAUUCCGGCCAGGUGAGAAUUGAAAUUAGAAACUUCUCCCCAGGGAGUGUGGUGGUAAACUUUACCGUCAUCUUCACACCCAAUCAAAACCAAGACAUCAGCAAUGUGUCUACAGCUCUGCUGAACUCCCUGAUGAACAGCACCAAAUACACUGUGGAUGGAAACAACACAAGCAUAAUUGAUUCUAAUGAAUGUGCUUCAGGGGAAAAUGACUGUUCCCAGUGGGCUACAUGUACAAACACCUGGGCCUCCUACACAUGUGUUUGCCUGGACGGAUUUAUAGACAACAACCCAGAAAGGGCUGGACGAGCCUGUCAAGCUCUCCCAGUGGUGACCACCACUCCAACAACUGCUACUGCCCCGUCAACCUCCACUGCUGCCCCGACAACCACAACUGCUGCCCCAACAACCACAACUGCUGCCCCGACAACCACUACUACUGCCCCGACAACCACCACAUCUGCCCCGACAACCACCACUGCUGCCCCGACAACCACCACCACUGUCCCGACAACUACAACUACUGCCCCGACAACCACCACUGCUGCCCUGACAACCACAACUGCUGCCCCGACAACCACAAUUGCUGCCCCAACAACCACCACAUCUGCCCCGACAACCACCACUGCUGCCCUGACAACCACAACUGCUGCCCCGACAACCACCACAUCUGCCCCGACAACCACUACUACUGCCCAAACAACCACAACUACUGGCCAAAUAACAACCGUUACUGCCCCUGCAAUCACUACUACUGACCCAACAACCACCACUACUACCCCAACAACCACUACAGCCCCAACAACCACCACUACUACCCCAACAACCACUAUAGCCCCAAUAACCACCACUACUACCCCAGCAACCACUACUGCCCCAACAACCACCACUACUACCCCAACAACCACUAUAGCCCCAAUAACCACCACUACUACCCCAGCAACCACUACUGCCCCAACAACCACCACUACUGCCCCAACAACCACCACUACUGCCCCAACAACCACUACAGCCCCAACAACCACUACAGCCCCAACAACCACCACUACUGCCCCAACAACCACUACUGCCCCAACAACCACCACUACUGCCCCAACAACCACCACUACUACCCCAACCACCACAACAGCCCCAACAACCACCACUACUGCAAUGACAUCCAUGACUUCUAACCCCACAACUAUCGCUAGCAGUCUCACUACCACCAUUACAGCUCUGACCACCAAGGCUACUGCCCCAAAAACUGCCACCAAUGGCUUUAUGCCAGGGGCCAUCUCAGUCCAGUGCAGGGUUGCUGCCAUCACUGUAACAGUUGCCAGGGAUUUUCUUCUGAGCACCAAUAUCAGGGAGAGCGCCCUGUAUAUGGGCCAGAUGGGAUGUGGCGUCAACGGAGGCAAUGCCACCCAUGCCCAGCUGACCGUGGCCUGGAAUGAGUGUGCCACUACGAUUGUGCAUAAUGACACUUACUACAUGGUAUCUGUAACCCUGUUCAACACCAUGGAUGCAUACAACUCACCCAGCGGAACAGUGGAGGUACCCAGAGUACGUCUGGAGGUUCCCAUCAUGUGUACCUACCUGAAGAGCAUGCUUAUCUCCGCUGACUUCAGCUCCAUGGGGUUUGACAUGAUUCAAGAUAUCAUCAUGGGCUCUGGGUCGUUCCAGGUGACAGUGCAGCUGAUGAAUGGUACAAUGCCUCUACCCCACAACUACAGCUUGUCCCCUGAGGAGGCUGUGGUGUUGGAAGUCAGCCUCAACACCUCCUCAGAGCAGAUUAAAGUAGUUAUCAACAAAUGCUGGGCCACUCCCACCCAAAACCCUGUAGACAUCUCCAGCUACGUCUUCCUGGACAACAGCUGUUCCCAGAACCCAUACACCAAAGUGUUGAUGAACGGGAACUUCAGCGCGUCUCGUGUGUCCGUACAGAUAUUCUCCUUCGUCAAACUGAAUGUGAUCUAUCUGCACUGCCAGGUCCAGAUCUGUGCACAGAUUGGAUCAGAUAGCUGUGUGCCUGACUGUCUACAAAGAACAGCUCGGUCUUCAAACACAAUAGGAACAGCUUUCGGUUCUUCUGGACCUCUGCUGAGGUUCGAUGUUGGUGAGCCUUAUGAGUCCUUUGAGGAUGGAAUGAACACUCUUCAUAUAGUUGGAUUCUCCUGUCUCGGAGUUGGCCUAUCGCUCUUCUUCAUCGUCGGUUUCAUCUGCCUGUUCUACUACCAAAGGAACCGCAUUGGACACUACAACUUCAGCGUCAAACCUAAGCAGGAGAACUUCACCUACCUUGUCUUUAACACCUAGGGUUGCAGCAGCACACACAAACAAAGUCACAGAAUUGGAAAAGAUCAACAUUCUUGCAGCAGUAGAUACAUUUGAUACUCUAUUACAGCACAGCUGCCACUGAGUGGCACUGUUGCACCAUUCACAUAUAAAUUCUUACCAAACCAAACUGCAAACCGUUGCACAUUAAACAAUGAAUGUAUACGAUUAUAUUUAUAUUUCACCUGCCCCCUUGAUGUAUAUUUAAGAUGUUAAAAUUAUAGAGUAGUUGUACACUGGAAUGUCAAAUAAAGUGACUAUGAAUAUUUAAUGAAUAUUUAACAUUAAAGCCUGAAUAUGUAUGACUUGUUAAACAUUUGAAACUGUCUUAAAAAUGUUAAGCUACAUUUUGUCAGUUAAUACACAAACUAAAUUCUGAAUAUUUACAUGGUUUAUGUAAAAAUAUUGCAAUGUAAUGAGUUUGCACUAAACUUGCUUGUAUUGCUUUGUGGAAGUAAUCAUGUUCAUGUAGUCAAAUGUGCUUAAAAUACAGAAUCUGCAAUACUGGUCAGGCACAGUUAUCACUUUAUUUUCUUUUAGCUGCUAUUUUUCUACAAUUGCACUCUUUGUAUUUGUACUGUUUGUUACACAUCUGAAAUAUUUAUUCUGCUGUCCCUUGAACAAACUGUUAGUGCUGUAAGUGGGGUGACAAUAAACACGUCCUGUUUGAAUGCA
This is a messenger RNA of Dicentrarchus labrax (European seabass), 6318 nucleotides long. RefSeq names its product uromodulin-like 1 (gene umodl1). The transcript is spliced from 17 exons. Gene Ontology annotation, cellular component: extracellular region; cell surface. The record is from RefSeq and is a predicted model, not a curated record. Lineage: Eukaryota; Metazoa; Chordata; Actinopteri; Moronidae. The coding region runs from base 1717 to 5625 and encodes 1302 amino acids. Gene Ontology annotation, molecular function: peptidase inhibitor activity; calcium ion binding; protein binding.